AUGGAGAGGCAGGCGGACUACAUGCCCGGGUCGUGGGCGCGGUGGAUCCAGGCGUCCGCCGCCUCCGACCUGCACCUGCCGGAUUUCACGCGGAGGGCAAUGCCCUGGUAUUUCGCCCUGGCCACGGUGGAGUACGUGAUUUCGGAGUUCCGGAGGAAAAAGGUGUACUACCGGCGGCAGACCAUGUCCAACCUCUUCACGGGCCUCAUUGGCUUCGUCCUGACGGGGAUCUUCAUGAGGGGCCUCAACGUGUUCCCCUUUCUGGCGCUUUACCAUUUCGUGGGCAGAAAAGUGUCUCCUUGGACGCCUGAGACCUUCAAGAACCCAUGGGUAAACCUGGUGGCCUUCAUUGGUUUCGACUUGGCCUACUAUUGGUACCACAGGAUUUCUCACCUGACGAACAUUGGGUGGGCAGGCCAUUACGUGCACCACCAGUCAAGGGAUUUCAACAUAAUCACCGCUAUGCGCCAGGGGAUCACAGAGCCCAUGAUAACCUGCUGGUUUUACAUGCCACUGGGGCUCCUCGUUCCCCCUGAUGUCUACUUCUGGCACCGCACUGUCAACCUGGUCUUUCAGUUCUUCCUGCACACUCGUUUGAUUCCCAAGCUUGGGCCGCUGGAGUGGUUCAUGAAUACACCAUCGCACCAUCGGGUCCACCAUGCGAGGAACUAUGGGCGUGCAAACUACGGAGGGAUCUUGAUCAUCUGGGACCGCAUUUUUGGAUCAUUCGAGGCUGAGAGGGAUGAUCGGGAAUGCGUCUACGGAUUGGAUACUUUGCGCAUAUCCAUGGACACGUACAACCCCAUGUGGCAUCAGGGGCAGCAUUGGAUAGAGACUAUGAAGUUGACAUUCACAAGCAACCCUAUCAGGGCGCUCUUCACGAGAGCUUUCUCAAAGAACAUGGUAUCCCCUCUGGUGACAGAUGCGAUGAAGGACAAUCAAGGGAAGAUCACCAUCAAACCUAGCGAAGGCCCUAUUGACCAGCGCCCCUUGUGCUGGAUCGACAUCUACGUUGCCAUCCAGGCACUAGCUAUUGGCGGGCCCUGCGCCCUGGCCAUUGCAGCACAUGCGCAUGAGAUGGAACCCCUCACACUCAUCCUGGCAGUACUGAACUGUGGGGCGGCCUUCACAACGGGGGGCAUGAUGAUGGAUGAGACGCUGCGAGGCUUGCACGCUGAGUUCAUCAGGCUGGCAGUGCUGCCCUUCUUCGCAUUUGCGUAUCUGCCCUUGAUGUGGGCCCUGCGCACGGCUGCCUUUUGUGGUGUCUCAAUCGUUGCGGCACACCUCGCCCAUCACAAUAACCACAAGUCUCUUCCGCUGUCCAACCUCCUCAAGAGGAGCGCAAUGGAGAUGGUGAAGAAGGCCGCAUAG
Messenger RNA from Ostreobium quekettii, 1371 nucleotides. The record is from the annotation of a GenBank genome assembly. Lineage: Eukaryota; Viridiplantae; Chlorophyta; Ulvophyceae; Bryopsidales; Ostreobiaceae.